Camelina sativa (false flax) is the source of this 2398-nucleotide messenger RNA. The record is from RefSeq and is a predicted model, not a curated record. NCBI's taxonomy places the organism in Eukaryota, Viridiplantae, Streptophyta, Magnoliopsida, Brassicales, Brassicaceae.
UAAAAAAUGAAAGGGAGACGGAGUGCGACUGCGACGACGACUGAAAGCUAGGUUUGUACGGCGGUUAUGAUUGAUGACGGGAGGUGGAGCGAGGGGUUCGAGUGGUUUCUGAGGGGCCAUUGUGGUCGGGGACUGACCGGAAGUCUGUCUUUGAUUUUGAAUGGGUUACCUUUUUUGUCUCGACACUUAGAUUGUAACAGGAGGAAACUGUUGCAAUCGGUUUCACAAGAUAUGAUUCGAUUCGAUUUGGGUUUAAUCGUAUGGGAUAUUCGAUGGAUCUGUUUCAGUAUUGAGGGAUUAAUUUCAGAUCAGGAUUUGGAAUGGAGGGUUUCGAAUCUGGUGAUUUGGUGGGUGGCCACAAUGACUGAGAUUCGCUGGUGCUCUUAUGGAAGGUUUCGUCUUUCUCUCCUAUGGUUAAUGGGAUCCAGGAUUGAUAGGAUUUCGCAGAUUGAGUGUAUUUUUGGGAGGUAUUUGUUCGGUAUAUCUUCUCUACGGAUUCGGAGGUUCACGAUUAGUCUAUGGGUAUAUAUUUGGAGGUUGGGUUUUAUUCAUUUCAUUUUCUGUUCAGAGCUUAACAUAUUUUUCUGGUUCAUUUGUUGUGGUCUCUGGUGUAUUGUGGUGGAAUCUGUCAGCUUGGUGGUGCUUGUGUGGUUCAUUAUGUCUCAGUCUUCGUUUAUCAAGGGCAAGGCAUCUCUGGUGCGUACGGAAACAGCCAAGAUUUCUAACACGGUCUUGGCUCAACGGAUUCAGUAAUUCUCUCUCACCCUUAUUGGGAGAUUGAUGAAUCCAUCGGUGCAAAGGGUGGAGUCCUUGGUGUCCAUUUUACCGAAGAUUUGGAAGCUUGAAGAAAGUGUUGUGGGAGCAGAUCUUGGUCAAGACACCUUUCAAUUCAACUUUGCAGAAGAGGCGGACCUACAAGGUGUCUUACAGAAUGGACCUUACCAUUUUGAUGGAUGGAUGAUUUCUUUGGUUAAAUGGGAGCCAUUCAUCUCUCCAAUAUAUCCUUCAGCCAUUAAUUUAUGGGUGAAAGUGGCUGGAAUCCCAAUGCAUCUCUGGGAGAUUGCUACGUUGGAGGCUAUUGGGAAGAAGAUAGGUACUAUUCGUGAAAUUGAUGAAGAUUCUGGGAGUAUUUGUGUUACCGUUAAUGGUUUUAACCCUCUUCUUUUCAAGAUGGUUGUGCCCUUUGAGUCUGGGGAUGAAAUUAUAGUAUCCCUUGAGUAUGAGAAGUUGUUGGGUCUAUGUGACAAUUGCUUUCGGCUCACACACGAUAUGAGAAGUUGCCCGGAGUUAAACAAGACUGCUGGGGCUCAAGGAUUUGAUAACCAAGCAGAUAAGAGAGGAGUUCAGCGACAACAUGGGAUGGUUAAACAAGGGGUGUAUCAUAAUGAAAGUGGAUGGGAGAAGCCUAGGAAAUAUGCAAAGAGAGCUCUUGAUUUUCAAUCAUAUGAGGCGAAUGCUGUGGCUGGUAGUUCCGGUUCUAAUCAACAGAAUCGUCAUCAGGGAUCGGGUUGGGAUCCAAAGAGGCUGUAUGGUGCUGUGGAGGGUGGAAAUACAGGUGCAAAGCGUGGAGGACAGGCGUUUUCUUUCGAGUAUACAAGCCAUACUCCUCCUUUUCAUCUAAACAGGAAAGGGUCCGAGUCAGUAUGGCCAAAGCCUCUUUACAAAGCAAAACAAGUUCCUAAGAGAUGGUGGUGUCCCCUCAACACAAGGUUGAUAAGGAUUUAGCGGUAUCAGAUUUUGAGGAAGCUACUGAUGACCUUCUUGAAGAUGGUGAAUUCCCAGAUGGUAGUCUUCAAGUGGAAGGUCACGCUGCAAUGGAGCAGAAUACGGUACCGUUGGUGAAAGGUUCGGGUAUGUCUGAUUCAACUGUGGUGGAUAUGCAAGGUAUUUCUUUAUCCUCUAUACCAAAUGCUUUGGAUGUGAGUGUUGUAAGUUCUGCUUUGAGUAAUGUUGAGUUAGGUUCAAAUGUUGGAGAUCGGUUGAGCCUUCCUAGCUCCCAGGUUAAGAAAGUGGUUAAAAAACCUGUAUUAUCCCUGGCAUCUCCUGGAAAACGUUUGCUUGCUAAAGCUCUAUCUAAACCUGCAGGUGAUGUUCACAAACAAAAAGUGAUGGGAAAACAGGGGACCAAGUUCACGGUUGACAAACCUCCGGGUGGGGGACAACCAGUUAAGAAAGGGACGGUGGCUCUCCCGAAACCACCGGCUCAAACGUGAAGGUCUUGAGUUGGAACUGUCAGGGCAUCGGGGCGGUCCUGACAGAGGAGUACUUGGGAGAUUUGUGGAAAAACCAUCAUCCAGAUAUUAUAUUUUUAGCAGAAACAAAAAAAUGUAUUUCUUAUUUAAAAAAGUGUCAGAAUAAGUUUGGUUAUGAUAAGUUGUUUACUGUUGAACCUUGUGGG